UAAACAAGUCAGUCCGUGCCUGUGAAGCAGUACUGCGGAUCACGACUGGCAGCUCACUCAUGCUGCGCACACGCUCUCUGGCUGCUGACUCCUGUAUCUAGGGGCACUCUCGUGCGAUACUGCCCGUGGGAAUAUACAUAUACCGCUAACAUGUCACGGCAUCACAGGACGCCGAGGAAAAACGAGGAGAGCGUAGUGGAGGUGAAGAGCAAAUUUGAGGCGGAGUACCGAAGGUUUGCCCUGAAGAGGAACGGAGCCGGGGGCUUCCAGGAAUUCUACCAACUGCUGCAGACCAUUCACCGGAUCCCCGGAGUGGACGUGUUGCUGGGAUAUGCCGACAUCCAUGGAGAUCUACUUCCAAUCAACAAUGAUGACAACUUCCACAAAGCACUGUCCUUGUCCAAUCCGCUGCUUCGGAUUAUCAUUCAAAGGAGAGAUGUAGAUGUCUCCGUGCCCUUCCCAACAGGCUCUCUUCAGAGAAGAAAAAAGGGCCUAGCUGGUCUGCAUCAACCAAAGCAGAAGUCCAAACCAGCGCUGCUCAUCGGCCUUCCGCAGGAUUUCCGGCAGAUCUCUUCUAUCAUAGAUGUGGACAUCUUACCCGAGACGCAUCUCCGUGUCCGUCUGCACAAGCACGGCACCAACAAACCCCUCGGCUUUUACAUCAGAGACGGCGUCAGCGUCCGCAUCACUCCCCAAGGGGUAGAGAAAGUUCCCGGCGUCUUCAUCUCCCGCCUGGUAAAAGGCGGUUUAGCAGAGAGCACAGGAUUGCUGGGAGUCAACGACGAGAUUCUUGAGGUGAACGGUAUCGAUGUGGCAGGUAAAUCACUGGACCAGGUCACCGACAUGAUGGUGGCUAACAGCCACAACCUCAUCGUGACAGUGAAACCUGCAAAUCAGCGGGUGCACAACACGAUGCACCGUGCGAGUAAAACAUCUGCUGGCAACAGUUCCGCUGGCUCGGGAGGCUCCGCCCUCUCACAUGACUCCGCCCCCAGCCCCGCCUCACAGAAUGCCAGCCAAUACAGCAACAGCAACAGUGUGGCUGAGGGUGACAGUGACGAUGAUACUGACCUCAUCCUCGAGAACGACAACCUGUCGACGUACAUGCCACACCGUAUGACUAAUGGCAAUGGCAGCCAUGCUAACACCCUGUCGUCGGGUGCAUUUGCGCACAGGCCCCUCCCACAAAGUGUUUCCUUGCCCAGUAGCAGCUCUUUAAGCUCCCUGACUACACCUACACACAACAGCAGCCCCACCAAGACGAGCAGUAGCCAAGAAAGUAUGAGAGAGGAUGGCAACUUCAUUACGUUGUGAGCUACAGCAAGUUUUGAAGCCUUUAUGCACAUUUAUAAGAAA
Molecule: messenger RNA, 1356 nt
Organism: Sinocyclocheilus grahami
Lineage: Eukaryota; Metazoa; Chordata; Actinopteri; Cypriniformes; Cyprinidae
Product: partitioning defective 6 homolog alpha-like
Exons: 3
Coding region: 151-1314 (387 amino acids)
Biological process (GO): establishment or maintenance of cell polarity; regulation of cellular localization; centrosome cycle
Cellular component (GO): apical plasma membrane; cell cortex; nucleus
Molecular function (GO): protein binding
Source: RefSeq, a predicted model, not a curated record